Molecule: messenger RNA, 750 nt
Organism: Nymphaea colorata (pocket water lily)
Lineage: Eukaryota; Viridiplantae; Streptophyta; Magnoliopsida; Nymphaeales; Nymphaeaceae
Cellular component (GO): protein kinase CK2 complex; cytoplasm
Molecular function (GO): protein kinase regulator activity
Source: RefSeq, a predicted model, not a curated record
AUGUCGGAGAGCGAUUCGUACAGCUCGGAGGAGAGCUACGGGUGGAUCAGCUGGUUCUGCAACCUCGAAGACCACCAGUUCUUCUGCAAGGUCGACGAGGAGUACAUCCGCGACAGCUUCAACCUCUACGGACUGAAGCAAAUGUUCGAUCACUACGUACCCACUCUCCCAUCAAGCGAUGCGCUUUAAAUGGUCCUGCGUCCUGACCCGCCCGAGGAAGAAGAGCUUGAAGAUGAGGUAAUAGUUGUGAGAUGCAGAUACCUCUCCAUCUACCAGGAGGCGACGGAUAUCUACGGACUGAUCCACGCGAGAUACAUAAUAACGCCGAAGGGCCUGGCGAUAAUGCGCGACAAGUACCAGAAGGGCGCUUUCGGUUGUCCUCGGGUGUUGUGCGAGCGCCAGCACACGCUGCCGAUCGGUAUGAGCGAGUAGAUCCGCACCUCGCGCGUGAAGAUCUUCUGUCCGCGGUGCCAGGAGGUCUACAUGCCGAAGAAGAAGUGCCACGAUAUCGACGGAGCCUAUUUCGGUUGUUCCUUCGCGCAUAUCCUGCUGAUGGUCUACCCCGAUAUGCUGCCCAAGUCCAUCGAGACCAAGUACGUGCCCAAGGUAUACGGGUUCAAGAUCUACGGCAGGAAGGGAUCCAAGUACGAGAAGAAGGAGGACAAGAAGGAAAUCACCUACUACACCCAGGAGGAACUGAAGAAAAUCAAAUCCCGCAACGAUCCACGCAGGAAGGAAGAGGAACACUGA